CCUUACCUCACAAUAUAAAUACCCACUUAACCCUUUCGUCAAUCCUCACUGUUUCUUCUUCUCCUUCUUCUUCUUCAAGUUUUCUGCAGAGGCAAUGCAUUACCAGAUGGGGUCUUGGGGAUCAUACAUGUCAUCAAGAAGCGUGAGUGACCCAUUGGAGCGAGUGGAGAGACUCGCUUCGGAGAACGCUGUUGUGAUCUUCAGCAUCAGUAGUUGUUGUAUGUGUCAUGCCAUCAAGAGGCUCUUCUGUGGGAUGGGUGUGAACCCUACUGUGCACGAACUUGACGAAGACCCCAGAGGGAAGGAGAUGGAGAAAGCUCUCAUGAGGCUGCUGGGUACUUCUUCUGCUGUCCCUGUCGUCUUCAUCGGUGGGAAACUCGUUGGGUCCAUGGAUAGAGUUAUGGCUUCCCACAUCAAUGGAACUUUGGUCCCUCUCCUCAAGGAUGCCGGAGCUCUCUGGCUUUGAAAUAGAAGAAGAUAUAAUGAUAUGAUAGAACAUGAACAAAAAAAAAGAGGGGAUUGAGUGUGUUUGUUUGGUUAAUUUCUCCUCCAUUUUGGCGUUUGGAUACACUAGUAAUGAGUAAUGACUAAUGCUUUUCUCUUUCCUAUUCUUAAGAAUUUUACUAAUUCUCUUCCUGUGUGUAAUGGGAUCUUCCUCUUGGUCUUGGGUUUCUUCUUGUAAUGGAUGUUGCAGAUUGCAGAGAGAACUGUAGUUGAUCCCUUCUCUGUAUAGAAAGAAAAAAAAAAGAAGAAAAGUUAGACAAAAAACAUUCACAGUUAUCUUCA
Macadamia integrifolia is the source of this 786-nucleotide messenger RNA. Its product is annotated as glutaredoxin-C1-like. Lineage: Eukaryota; Viridiplantae; Streptophyta; Magnoliopsida; Proteales; Proteaceae. The transcript has a single exon. The coding region runs from base 95 to 466 and encodes 123 amino acids. The record is from RefSeq and is a predicted model, not a curated record.